This is a messenger RNA of Fraxinus pennsylvanica, 762 nucleotides long. The record is from the annotation of a GenBank genome assembly. NCBI's taxonomy places the organism in Eukaryota, Viridiplantae, Streptophyta, Magnoliopsida, Lamiales, Oleaceae.
AUGGGAGAAAAUGCUGAUAGAGUCAAUGUCAUUGCACUCUGUAGAGGUGAUGUUCAGCUCGAUACAUGUCAUAGUUGUAUCAAUAAUGCCACGCGCUUAAUCUUACAAUUGUGUCCUUAUCAAAAACAAGCAAUUCAUUGGGCUCCUGGCGAUUCGUGUAUGUUACGCUACUCCAACGAAUCCAUAUUUGGAAAACCUGAAACUGUCCCCAGGUUUUAUGGGUGGAGAAUUGACAAUGUCACAAGUAGGAACGAGUUCAACCAGGAUUUGGGAACAUUGUUGAACAAUCUACGCAGCAAAGCGGCUGACGGUGGUUCCUUAAAGAAAUUUGCUGCUGCAAACACAACUGGACCGGAUUUGCUGACAAUUUAUGGACUUGUGCAGUGCACCCCUGAUUUAGCCUCGGAUGAUUGUAGUAAUUGCCUGAAUCAAGUUAUCGAAGUUCUAUCACAAUGCUGUAGUGGAAAACAAGGAUUUAGUAUCCUCACACCCAGCUGCAUUCUUCGUUAUGAAACCUAUUCAUUUUAUAAUGAUAUCCCUCAGCCGCCACCGCCGCCGCCACCACAACCAGUGUCAGCUCCGACACCACCAAUACUGGCACCACCAGGAAAGGAUGAUAAUACAUCUCGAACAAUUAUCAUUAAUACUGUUGUUCCAAUUGUUGCGGGCCUAAUACUUGCUCUUUUCAUUGGCAUCGUCAUAAGAAUGAGACGAAAGAGUAAACCACAAGAAAAAUAUGAAAGUAAGUUUAAUUUUAUUUAA